UGGAGGAGGAGGAGAUGUGGGAGAAGGCCGAGGCAUGGGGGUUUCAGGCGCCAGGUGAAUACAACAGAGACGUGCUCCGACCGGCUCUGUCUCAGCCAUCCGCAUCGCUCCGCUUCACAUGGGGCCGGCGCACCAAGAGAGCCCGAGCAUCUCAAGAGCAGCCUGCCACGUGGCAGCUCGCAUGGGCAGUGCAGCGGACAGGCGUGGAGAUGAGGCCGAGUGUGCAGCUGAGGGCAGUGGAGGGCGAGGAGCAGCAGCGAGCAGCAGUGCGACGGAUACUCGAUGAAGCCAUGAGCGGGGCGGCUGUUGCACAGGCAGAGCAGCAGCGCAGCAGGGAGGCAUGUGGGAGGAUGCAGAGGGAGGCAGAGCGGUGCUUACAGCAGAGCGAGCGGUUCAGAGAGGAGAAGAGCCGCCUGGAGGACGAGCUGCUGGGGAAGGUGUGUGUGCUGUGUGUGCGGUCGGGUGUGCUUGUAGCGGUGUGCCUGUAA
Closterium sp. Naga37s-1 is the source of this 488-nucleotide messenger RNA. The record is from the annotation of a GenBank genome assembly. Lineage: Eukaryota; Viridiplantae; Streptophyta; Zygnematophyceae; Desmidiales; Closteriaceae.